AUGGAGACCACCAUCACCCUCAAGCGCACUGGCGCAAAGAUGCCGCUUGUCGGCUUUGGUCUCUGGAAGGUCACCAAAGAGACCUGUGCAGCGACCGUUUACAACGCGAUUAAGGAGGGAUACCGUCUCUUCGACGGGGCAUCCGAUUACGGAAACGAGAAGGAGGCUGGUGAGGGUAUCGCUCGUGCCAUCAAGGACGGUCUUGUGAAACGCGAGGACGUCUGGAUCACCUCUAAGCUCUGGAACUCUUACCACGAGAAAGAGCGCGUUUUGGAGGGCUGCAAGAACUCUCUUGCGCUGUGGGGCCUCGAAUACUUCGACCUGUACCUUGUUCACUUCCCGAUCUCCAUCGAGUACAUUGACCCCAAGGUCAAGUUCCCUCAGGAGUGGUGGGGAGUUGAUGGCAAGACGGUCACCCCGAUCAAGGUGCCCUACCAGGAGACCUGGACCGAGAUAGAGAAGCUUGUCGACGCAGGUCUGGCCAAGAACAUCGGUAUGAGCAACGCCCAGGGUUCUCUCAUUCACGACGUCAUGCGCUAUGCUCGCAUUGAGCCGCAAGUGCUGCAGGUCGAGCUUCACCCUUACUUGACGCAGGAGUCCUUGAUCACCUACUGCAAACGCCUCAACAUCGCCAUCACCGCCUACUCAUCGUUCGGCCCCCAGAGUUACGUAGAGAUCAAUUGUGACAAAGGCGCUGUGAGUCUGUUGGAGCACGACACCGUUGGUAGCAUUGCGUCGAAGAACGGAAAGACCACGGCCCAGGUGCUUCUUCGCUGGGCGCUCCAACAGGGUCUUGCUGUAAUUCCCAAGUCGAACAACCACGAGCGUCUGGUCCAGAAUUUGGCGUGCACUGGCUUUGAGUUGACUGCGGAUGAGAUGAAGACGAUCAGUGGUCUCAACAUCAACCUCCGACUCAACGACCCCGUCGACAUCCACCCGUCUUUCGCGAUCUUCGCUUAG
Messenger RNA from Epithele typhae, 960 nucleotides. Its product is annotated as xylose reductase. NCBI's taxonomy places the organism in Eukaryota, Fungi, Basidiomycota, Agaricomycetes, Polyporales, Epitheliaceae. Bases 1 to 960 code for a protein of 319 amino acids. Gene Ontology annotation, cellular component: cytosol. Gene Ontology annotation, molecular function: aldose reductase (NADPH) activity. The record is from RefSeq and is a predicted model, not a curated record. The transcript is spliced from 12 exons.